Molecule: messenger RNA, 924 nt
Organism: Orussus abietinus
Lineage: Eukaryota; Metazoa; Arthropoda; Insecta; Hymenoptera; Orussidae
Product: centrosomal protein of 97 kDa
Exons: 6
Coding region: 1-924 (307 amino acids)
Molecular function (GO): protein binding
Source: RefSeq, a predicted model, not a curated record
AUGUCCAGUGAAUUAUUGCAAACGUUAAUUAUAAUCGGUCAAAAUGACAUUACGUCUUUGGAAAAUAUUUCAGAAUUGAGGCAUUUGCAAGAAUUGUGGGUGGUUGAGUGUCGUGUCAAGGACAUCUCCCAGUUGAAUAAAUGCAGCAAACUGGAAAAGGUUUAUCUGUACUCGAAUGAAAUUGAUUAUAUACCCUGUUUGUCGAAAUGUCAACGCCUAAAAUUGUUAUCUCUGUCAGGGAAUAAUAUACUCGAGUGCGAAAACCUGAAAUUCUUAAAGAAUUUACAAUAUCUGUACAUAGCACGUAAUGGAUUAAAAAGAUUCGAUGAGCUACUCUCCGAAGAUUUGCAACUGCGUAGUGUCAAUUUUGCAGGAAAUCCUUUAACCCAGAUUCGAAAGUCAAUUAACAGUUUCUUGAAGAUGCUCAGAGCUAAGUACAAAGACUAUUUGAAGAAGAUUAGCAAGCUUAGGGAGAAUUUGUUCGUCGCAAACAUUAAAUAUUUGCAUGGGAAGGACAUUCAGGCAGGACAGAAAUUCAAAUUGUCGGAGAUUUACGAAGAGCGAAAGCAAUUUAUUACAAAAAUAAUUGGCACCAGGGUACAUCGAAUAACCGAAGUAGCGAAUAAACAAAUAGACACGAUCCGAUUUUCAGAUGAAUUUUCCAAUCUUGAGAAUGUGACAUUAAGGAUUUUAAAAUCACAUCCAGGAGUUGUUGAACUUCGACAAUGGCCUUUUCAUGUACUUGAACAUGAAUUCCAAGAUUCGAAAGAAGUCACUCUGACCGAUUGUUUGGCAAGUGCUGAUGCUGAUUUUUUAAUUAAAAUCGAGAAACAAAGAGAUGAUAAAUUACAUUCUUUAAUGGAAAACAAUCGGCGUGUCUGCGUCCUCGUAAAAAGUCCGGUUGAAGAAUUGAAUGUGAAGUAA